Molecule: messenger RNA, 3368 nt
Organism: Seminavis robusta
Lineage: Eukaryota; Bacillariophyta; Bacillariophyceae; Naviculales; Naviculaceae
Source: the annotation of a GenBank genome assembly
CGCCGUCAGGUUUUGAGAAAGCCACAGCAUACUAAUAACCAACCAACGUCUCUCCUUAAAGUAUUUAUUUCUACCAACCAACAAACCAACCAACAAAGUAAGUGUAUCAAGAGAUACACCAAGCCAAGCUGUCUCAGGUUACGUCAGAUCCCCGUGUUUUUCCUGCUGUACCUACCUGUAGAGUAUCACAUCCAACCAGCCACCAUGAUCAGGUGUUCAUCAUUGCAUGUAUUCCUCGUAUCCCUGCUGUGCUUGGGGCAUGGCGGUUUCUCGUUUGUCCAUCAAACUGCGGCACCCAUUAUUAGGUCUACCAAUACUGUAGUAAACCGGGCCCUGUUGUUUGCCAGUGCCAGUACUGCUUCAUCACCUGAUGCCGUCAUUGCCCCGCAAGUCGUCGCCACGGGCUACUCGUCCGAUGACGAUCUACCCAAGGCUAUUCGAGAAGCUACAGCGAUGGCCAUGGAGUCCUUGCCAUCCAACGAUGAUAACGAUGAUAACGACGCUACGCCAACGAUGAUUGAUUUGGCCGUCAUUUUUGUGAGUUCCCUCUACGACGGGACGUUUUCUCCUUCACUGGUCGUACCGUCUCUACUCGAUGCCGCGUCAUCGUACGGUGGUGUGAUCCAGCAUGUGAUUGGUUCCACAGCCGGUGGCGUCGUGGGAAGUGUCGCCAAUACUGCCGCUCAAGCACAAAAAGCAAAAUCCAAUUGUCGCCCCGCCGAAUUGGAAGGAACGCUGGGGGUUUCCGUCUGUUUGUUUCAAUUGCCCGGUGUCGAGCUACAAACCUUUCACGUCCUGGGAGACGAUGUCCCCGAUGAUUACGCGCGAUUCCCGGCCAGUAUGUGGAAACAGGCCGUGGGGUUGACUGGAUUUGGUGGUACGGAUGAUGAUGAACAAGACGACGACGACGACUCUCCCGUAUUCAUGCUGUUGCCUUCUCCGGGAUUUCAAAAUGAUUUGGACGAUCUCUUGCAGGGCAUUCAGGCCAAUUUUCCACACAGCAGCACAUUUGGGGCAUUGGCAUCGACGGUAUCGUCCUUGUCACGAGCUCGACUCUUUCGAUACGAUGUCACCGACAAGCAAAAUAUGCAAACGCUGGGAGACGGUUGUGUCGGAAUUGCCAUGAAGGGCGAUAUUCAGAUUCGCACCAUGGUAGCCCAGGGUGCCAAACCCGUGGGAGGCAUUUAUCAAGUCAUCAAAGCCACGGGAUCGACCAUUAAUGCCAUUGUUCUGGAUGAAACCGCUACGGAAUUGGAACGAGAAGCAAGAGCAGAGGAUGAUGAAUUGGAGGACGACGAAGAGGAGGAAGAAGAGGACGAAGAAGCGACGGAUGACGACAGCAAAAAGGCACAAAUGGCAGCCGCAUAUGCCAAAGCCAGCAUCCCCAAACCGUGUUUGGCCGAAGCCAACUUUCUCAUGCGCACACUCAGUGACGACGAUCAAUCGUUUAUGCGAAAAGCACUCUUGGUCGGAUUGGAACGAGGAGGAUCCGUCGGACGAACACCCAGUGAAUUGGCCCGACUCCGCGAAGGACAAGGACAUCGAUUUGAAGUCAAACAGGUCGCCAGUGCGGGUAUGAAAGAUGGAUCCAUCACAUUGCCACUGGGAAGUGUCAAUGUCGAACCGGGAACACGCAUGCGAUUCUUUGUCCGCGAAUCCAAUUUUGCCAAAAAAGAAGUGGAAGCACUCUGGAUGGGAUACAAGAAACGAGUGUUGCAAGAAUCGUUUCAAACACAAAACGAUGACGAUGACGACGACAACAACAAAACGCCAACAAGCUUUCGGCCCACGGGAUGCUUUGUGUUGCCCACAUUGGAUCGUGGCAGCAAGUUCUUCCUGGGAAAACCGGGAUUCGAGAGUGGUACCGUGACCUCUUUUGUACCGGAGAUUAGUGCCAUUUCAGGAUUCUUUUCGAAUGGUGUCAUUAUGAAAUUGGACGAAGAUGAUCCAGCAGAAAUCGCUUCGAGUACUCAUGGGAGUGCUUCGGGAUUUGUACUCUUUGGAAGCAAAUCGGGUCGCCCCAUUUAUUCUCCCGCCGCCGCUGCGGCCGCAAAGGCCAAAGCAGAGGAAGAUCGGAAGAUUGCGGAAGAAGCGGCACGAGCGGUGGCAGAAGAAGAUGAAAAGAGAAAGAUCCGCACAAAAACGGUGGAAACGCUGGGAGGGAAAGCACCACGGUCAGAAGAUGGAGAGCUGAUAUUGAAACGUCGCGAGGUUCAUUCUGGUCGAGCAUUGACGGUCUCCACUGUCGAGUGGAGUGUGGCGGAAAAGCAGGCGACACCAUCCUCCACCUUGGAGAGUUUCAUGUGGGACAAAGAAACGGAAGUAGAUCGUUUUCGGGAACGAGUUCCUCUGGCCAAUUUGGUCUCACAGUGCCGUCUGGCUGCUAGCGACCCAACAAAACCCAAACCCCGCGAUUGGGUUGGUUUGAUAAGGCAAGCAUCCAAGGAUGGUUUUGUGGUCAUCCCUGAAUGCAAACGAAUGGAGCCAACGUCGGGAAGCUUGUGGAAGCGAUACGAUGCCGAAAAACUAGCAAAACAAUUCACUCUGUCCGGCGCCCCUGCCAUAUGUGUCAACUGCGAUGCGGUCCUUUUUGGUGGAUCGCAAGAUGAUAUUACACGAGCGAGAAAGUCUGCAUCAUCUGCAGCAGUCGAGAAGGCGUCGGGAGACGACGGGGUGGUGGUACCGCCUAUUCUUGCCUCUGAUCUCGUCUUGUAUCCAUACCAGCUCUAUAAACUCAGUCUUGCUGGAGCCGACGCCGUAAACUUGGUGGGAGGAGCACUAGCCAGCAAGGAUCUCUUGUACUUGACAAAGAUUGCGUCCAGCCUGCAGCUGCAAACCUUGAUCACUGUCACAUCAGAGGUUCAGCUGCGAGCUCUGGCAGCCAUGGCCCCGAAUAGCAUCGAUGGAAUCAUCGCUUCUAACCGGGAGCUGGAAGAUUUCUCGUUUGACAUGUCAGGAGAGCAAGCAUUACGCUUGCUUCAGAGUGAAGCCCUCACGGAAGUUCGAGGCAAGCACGGAGACGAUAUUCCGGUUCUUGUGGAAGGGCGAGUUGGUGUCAUUGAACGAGUAGAUGCCGAUGGGAACACAUCCACGGCUCAAUAUCUGCAGGAGCUUCGAGACGCAGGUGCUACGGGCGUCAUCAUAGGAGGCGGGUUGGCCGAAGGAAACGAUUAUGCAGCCAUUCGAGAAGUAGCCGGUGCACUUGCGUGAUCGGCUUGAUCGAUGUCUAGCUAGCUAGUUCGGGUCAAAAUUACUCAUUCGACACCCUGUCAACCAACGACCAUGGCGACCGGCUAUACUUGGGUUGCAAUUUUGUAAGCGUUGUGUCUACUAGCCUAGUAGUAAGAUAGGAUUACACAUUCUCUCUC